AUGGCUCAGAUCAAAGAGUUGAACGCUCAUGAGCGCCCCCCGGAGGCGGUUCGGCAAUGCUAUAAAAGAUACAGUCGGAUUACUGUCGCAGAAAUUGACCAUGCCCCCGGAGUGCUGGAUCUCCAACGACUGGAUGAAGCCAAUCUCCCCGCAGGCGUAUCCGUCUCUCAGUAUAUGUCCAGUCAGGACCUGCGUCUGGCAUUCGACGACUUCAUCCAGGGACAAGACGCAAGGAAUGUCAAACACGCCCCACAGGCUGAGAAUAUUCCUGUCUUCACACAUGACGCAGUCUCCGGUCAGCAUUCGACUCGCUCCCGCGAACCCCGAAAAACUAACUUGCUGCGACUUCAAAGCAACCUAACUCCAGACAGGCCUCUUGAUGAUCCCGGCGCUCUUCCCCCUACCAUACAGACUGAAUUGUUAUCUCGCCUUCUACAUCGCGACCUUCCAAACCCCAAUCACAAAACCAACUUGCACCUUCACUAUGACGUGACAUACCCCACUACCUGUCCCGAGAGCGAGGCCCGUCCAUCUUUUUUCGCAGAUGACUCUACGCGCAUGAUCCAGCCCAAGGAUCCUCAAGUGCAUAAACCGAUGAGCAUACACAGUGUGUUGGAGAAGAAGCUCCGCUGGGUCACGUUGGGCGGACAAUACGACUGGACUGCCAAGGUCUACCCAGCGGAGCCUCCUCCGCCUUUCCCACAAGAUGUGGCGAAGUUGCUAAAGGCGGCGUUUCCCCAGACGGAUGCGCAGGCCGCCAUUCUCAAUCUCUACUCCCCCGGAGAUACACUGAGUGCCCAUCGCGAUGUGAGUGAGGACUGCGACGUAGGGCUGAUCAGCGUAAGUUUUGGCUGCGAUGGACUCUUCUUGAUCAGUCACGACGACGGCAAUGGCGCAGAAGUCAUUCGACUGCGUUCAGGCGAUGCCGUGUACAUGGAUGGCACAUCCAGAUUUGCGUGGCAUGGAGUGCCCAAGAUUCUACCAAACACAUGUCCCAGCUGGCUGUCAGAUUGGCCGUGCCCAGACGAGGCAUCGACUGAAUUUGAAAACCAGUACCAGAUGUGGAAGGGUUGGAUGUCUAGGAAACGGAUUAAUCUGAACGUGCGCCAAAUGACCUUUGGUCCAUGA
This is a messenger RNA of Penicillium diatomitis, 1128 nucleotides long. It is a transcript of the gene alkB, whose product is annotated as oxidoreductase, 2OG-Fe(II) oxygenase family. The record is from RefSeq and is a predicted model, not a curated record. The transcript has a single exon. The coding region runs from base 1 to 1128 and encodes 375 amino acids. Gene Ontology annotation, cellular component: nucleus; cytoplasm. NCBI's taxonomy places the organism in Eukaryota, Fungi, Ascomycota, Eurotiomycetes, Eurotiales, Aspergillaceae.